Messenger RNA from Aspergillus pseudotamarii, 1512 nucleotides. Its product is annotated as MFS transporter. The transcript has 5 exons. The coding region runs from base 1 to 1512 and encodes 503 amino acids. The record is from RefSeq and is a predicted model, not a curated record. Gene Ontology annotation, cellular component: membrane. Gene Ontology annotation, molecular function: nitrite transmembrane transporter activity; nitrate transmembrane transporter activity. Gene Ontology annotation, biological process: nitrate transmembrane transport; nitrite transport. NCBI's taxonomy places the organism in Eukaryota, Fungi, Ascomycota, Eurotiomycetes, Eurotiales, Aspergillaceae.
AUGGAUUCCAUCAAACUACUCUUCCUCUCUCCGGAGGUCAACCCAAGUAACCGAAAGGCCAGGUCGAUCCCGAUACUCAACCCAUUCGACAAAUAUGGACGUGUCUACUUCUUCUCAUGGCUUGGUUUUAUGGUGGCAUUCCUAUCGUGGUAUGCGUUUCCGCCUCUGUUGACUGUCACGAUCCGACAAGACUUGAAGAUGACGCAGACCGAAGUUGCCAACUCGAACAUUGUUGCCCUUUUAGCGACGUUACUCGUUCGAUUCGUCGCAGGGCCGCUCUGCGACCGGUUUGGUCCUCGUCUAGUAUUCAUUGGCCUCCUGCUGUGCGGGUCCAUUCCAACUGUGAUGGCUGGGCUUGUCACCAAUGCUCAGGGACUGAUCGCCUUACGCUUCUUUGUCGGCAUCCUGGGAGGCACAUUCGUCCCUUGCCAGGUCUGGUGUACUGGGUUCUUUGACAAGAAGAUCGUCGGAACCGCCAACUCCCUGGCUGCAGGAUGGGGAAAUGCCGGCGGCGGCAUCACAUACUUCAUCAUGCCCGCCGUCUUCGACUCACUCAUCCACAACCAAGGCCUCCCAGCUCACAAAGCCUGGCGAGUAGCUUACAUUGUGCCUUUCAUUAUCAUUGUCGUCAUAGCCGUCGCAAUGCUCUUCACCUGCGAAGACACCCCAACAGGGAAAUGGUCCGAACGCCACCUCUGGGCCGAAGAAACCAGCAGAUUCGACGGCAACACCGUCAACAUCGACUCUGGCAUCUCAUCCAGCCAGCCAUCCAGCCCACCCUCCAUUACCAACAUCGUCGCCGACAUCGAAAAGAAAGGCAACCCCUCCCCACCCGAGUCCAUAGCUCCCAUGCCGGGCCAACUCGAAUCCCUCCGCACCGACACCGUCGUAGCCCCAACCUUCAAAGAAGCCAUGAACGUCCUCCUCAGCCUCUCCACCCUCGCCGUCGCAAUCCCCUACGCCUGCUCCUUCGGCGCAGAGCUCGCCAUCAACUCCAUCCUCGGUGACUUCUACGCCGAAAACUUCCCCUACAUGGGCCAAACCCAGACAGGCCAGUGGGCCGCCAUGUUCGGCCUUCUCAACGUGGUCUGCCGCCCCGCCGGCGGCUUCAUCGCAGAUCUCCUCUACCAGCACACGCAGUCCGUCUGGUCCAAGAAGAUCCUCCUCUCCUUCCUCGGCGUCGCAAUGGGCGCCUUCCAGCUCGCGCUCGGAUUAUCCGAUCCAAAAAGCGAAGCUACCAUGUUCGGACUCACAGCUGGUCUCGCUUUCUUCCUAGAGGCGUGUAACGGUGCCAACUUCGCCGUUGUACCGCACGUUCAUCCCUUCGCUAACGGCAUCGUCUCUGGCGCUGUAGGUGGAAUGGGCAACCUCGGAGGGAUCAUUUUCGCUAUCAUAUUCCGGUACAAUGGCGCGCACUACGCGCGCUCGCUUUGGAUAAUCGGGAUCAUUGCCAUCGCGGCCAACCUGGCUGUUGCUUGGAUUCGACCGGUACCAAGACGUCAGAUGGUAUGA